GUUUUUUUCAUGCUUUUCCAUUCUGUCUCACAGUGACUGAGCUCUGCCCAUCACCCCUCAGCUGUCUCUACAAGAAGCAAGAUAAACAAACGUCAAAGGCUCCUUCAGCAGAUUUUAGAUCAUCAGCCCAUCAUGAACUCCAGACUAAGCAGGAGCCAGGAGAGAAUUAUCUGCUCUGAGCUGGGGAAUGUCAAACUGAAGCUGCUCUAUAAAGCCACGGUCCACGGCUUUACUGGUGCUGCCUUCCACCAGCGAUGUGACAGCCUGUCACCCACUGUGUCUGUGGGCUAUAAUGUCUCUGGUUACGUGUUUGGAGGCUACGCCAAGCAACCUUUUAGUCAGUCUGGGCAGUAUGUGAAUGAUGACCAGGCUUUUCUUUUUGAUUUGACUGGUGGAAAACUCAAAAAAUAUCCAGUUACGAGUGCUGCACACGCCAUCAGAAUGAUUGCCAACUGUGGUCCUUAUUUUGGAGAAUCCUUAGUUCUUGUUAGCGCAAGCCUACCAGUGACUUUCAGCAAUCCAAAAAGUUAUUACAACUUCAAUCCUGCAGAGAUGCACGGCAAUGACCUAAAUCUAAUUGAAUGUGAAGUUUACCUGGUGGAAGAAUGUACUGAAUUUGAGACACCAUGGAGGAAUGUAAUUUGGGAAUCUGAGACAAGGACAGAGCUGAUGGAGAGCAUCAGAAAGUACAAGCCCCCUGUCCGUUCUGUGUCCCAGGCUCGGGUUUUACUCAUUGGACAAGUUGGAGCUGGAAAAUCCAGCUUCUUCAACUCCAUCAACUCUGUAUUCAGAGGCCAUGUCACCAACCAGGCCAUGUCUGGCUCUUCCGCCACCAGCCUCACCACUCAAUUUCGAACCUACUCUCUGAAAGAUGGACGAGGAGGCAAACCUCUACCAAUCAUCCUGUGUGACACCAUGGGACUGGAGGACGGCAAAGGGGCGGGACUUGAUGUGGAUGACAUCGCCAGCAUUCUUGAAGGACAUAUCCUGGAUCAUUACCAGUUCAACCCUUCCGCUCCGCUGCGUGCUGAGGUUCACGGCUAUCGCAAGUCUCCAGAUCUCAAAGACAAGGUCCACUGUUUGACCUACAUCUUAGAUGCUUCCAAGGUCUCCAUAAUGCCCGCAAGACUGGCAGAAAAGCUGGAAGCCAUCCGCAAAAAGGCCAACUUGCUGGGUGUUCCUCAGAUGGUUGUCCUGACUAAAGUCGACGAAGCCUGCCCCUUAGUGGAGGAGAGUCUGACAAGCAUUUAUCAUAGUAUCUACAUUAAGAAGAUAAUACAGGAGGCCAGCUCCAAGCUUGGUAUACCAGUGUCCUGCAUUGUACCAGUGAGAAACUACACCGAGGAGCUGGAUUUGGAUCUGAACACGGACAUCCUGCUGCUCAGCGCCGUCAUCCAGAUGCUCCGCUUUGCUGAUAACUUCUUUGAUGAUGUCAGCGACCAACUGGGCAACCUUAAAACAACGGAAUAAGGGUUUAUGAUGAUGAUAAAUGGGGUUUAUAGCAGCAGAGUUCAAUGUUCUUCAUAUUAUCAGAAAGUUGAGGGAGCGUUUAUACAAAGUUUUAUUGGAAAUUUGGUUAUUGUUAGCUCAAUUAAAACAAAUUGUCUUCCAUUAAUAUAUUUUCAUCAGAUUAAUGAAAAAACUAAAACAAACAUGUGAUACUAACUGUGAUGGCCAAACCCAUGGCCACACCUUAAAAAUCGGUACCACACAUGCACCUUCACUUUUUCAUCUACCAAUUGGUAUUCGUACACUUUAGUUUGCAACAAAACUUUAUUCUUAGUUUAAGUACAUGCUCUAUUUGUAAGCACACAUAUUUAGUUCAUCUCUAUUUGUUCACUGGAUUGCGGAUAGGCCCGAAAACCUGAAGUCACUGGCCGCCAUCUUGCUACUCCCGUUCUCUCACAGAUUCCCAUAGGAUUUGGCUGCAACAACAAAGCAGUUUUCUGGCUGUGGGAAAA
Messenger RNA from Fundulus heteroclitus (mummichog), 1961 nucleotides. RefSeq names its product interferon-induced protein 44-like. The coding region runs from base 133 to 1470 and encodes 445 amino acids. The transcript is spliced from 8 exons. The record is from RefSeq and is a predicted model, not a curated record. Lineage: Eukaryota; Metazoa; Chordata; Actinopteri; Cyprinodontiformes; Fundulidae. Gene Ontology annotation, molecular function: GTP binding.